AUGACGAGCCAGAACAAAGCUGCAUGUGAAGCAGAAGCAAAUGAAUUCACGAGGGUGGAUUCCGAGUUCCAAUCUGAGAUAUCAUUGAAAAUGGAAGAUGUUCAGAUCCUAGAGUCGUGCAUUCAAGAUCUUGAAGAUGGAAUCGAGUCACUCUCAAAGUCAUUGAUCAAAUACAGAAGGUCACUUCUAAACAUCUUAUAA
Molecule: messenger RNA, 201 nt
Organism: Thlaspi arvense
Lineage: Eukaryota; Viridiplantae; Streptophyta; Magnoliopsida; Brassicales; Brassicaceae
Source: the annotation of a GenBank genome assembly